Molecule: messenger RNA, 1575 nt
Organism: Syzygium oleosum
Lineage: Eukaryota; Viridiplantae; Streptophyta; Magnoliopsida; Myrtales; Myrtaceae
Product: putative UPF0481 protein At3g02645
Exons: 1
Coding region: 1-1575 (524 amino acids)
Source: RefSeq, a predicted model, not a curated record
AUGUCUCUUGCAGUCACAUACAUGAGAGAACGGUUCGUUCAUAUCAAAACCAAUUUCGACGAAGAGCUUCGGAAGGAUAUCGAUUCCCAUGUGUGCGUUUUCCAAGUCCCCAGCUCCCUCAGCUCUGCCAAGCCUCAGGCUUAUACCCCACAACUCGUCGGCUUAGGACCCUAUCACCACCUUCAGCCUCAGCUCCUGGAGAUGGAACGAGUCAAGCUUGAGGUCGUGAAGAAGCUCCACAAGGAGUCCAGUGGCUCGAGCUUCAUCGAGCUCACGAAAAAGCUCACUGAUUUGCACCUCUAUGUCCGCUCGUGUUACCACAAGUUCUUGGACAUCGACGAUGAGAUGUUGUCGUGGAUCAUGACCGUGGAUGCGCAGUUCCUGUUCCAUCUGCUCUGCCAGCAUGCCAUCGGCAAGAAGAAACUCGAGUCAUCGCCUUUUUUGCUUGGCCUAGCCGACCACGCGGGCAAGAAGCUCGCCGAGGAUGCCAUAGUGAGGGACGUCAUGAUGUUGGAGAACCAAAUCCCGAUAUUCUUCUUGGCGAAGAUGGUGACGGUCACAUGCACGCCGCUAGAAGUUGCCGAGCGGAAGACAGUCGAAGAGAACUUCCCCCACAUGCUGGUGGGGUUCUGCAAAUCUCUCUCGCCGUUUAAAGAGACGAUAGAUUACCCUGUCGACAAAGCCUUGAAGCGUGCGCAUUUGUUGGAUCUUCUUUAUAGUAUGGUCGUGAAGAGAGAGGACGAAUUCAAGAUUGAUAUACCCGCUGAUAUCUUCAAAAUCGAAGAACUUAAUAAGAUUGAGGAACCUAAGUCUAAUAAUGAAGGGCGCACUACGCCUCAGCCUCUGGAUCUUAUAGGGGAUAUGCUCAUAAUUUUACAGUCACCGAAUUUACCUUUCACGGAUAAAAUUAGACCCCAUGCUAUGAUGGUGCAAGGCAUUAUGAAAAUCCUUUCUCAGCAAAUUGGAGCCUCUACCCUCGAUUCAUUCGGGCACGAAGAAGCUCCCCCUGAAGAGAAGGGAUUGAUCCCAACAGCGUCCUCUCUCGCCAAAGCGGGCGUGAAAUUCCGCAGAACGAAUUACAUAGAAGACACAUCGUUCAACGAGAAAACGCACACAUUUCAACUUCCCACGAUCAAACUUGGCGUCAACUCGGAAGUCGUGAUACGGAACUUGGUGGCAUAUGAGGCGAUGGCGAUCUCUGGUCCCUUGCUGUUCGCACGCUUCAUGGAGAUCAUGGAGGGCCUGCUCAACACCCCGCAUGACGUGAAGUUGCUCAAGAAACACGGUAUCGUCACGGGCCAUCUCAAGGACGGCGAAGUGGCGCGUCUGUUCAAUGGCAUCAGCCACUCCAUCGAAGUGCACGGCCAUUCCCAACUGGACAAGACGAUCAAGAAAGUCAACGACUUCUACAACGCUGCGCUGAACAUCAAGACCCAGAACAUGAUAGAGCGAUACGUGUAUGACGCUUGGAAGGUCCUGGUGAUGGUGGCGACCGUCCUCUUCUUUCUGCUCAUGGUGCUACAGACUUUCUGCUCGGCUUACGGUUGUUCGAGCCUAGUCAGAAAGACAAAAUGA